UGUAAUACAUUUACAGAAUAUUCCCGUCAAUGUGCUCAUGCUGGAGGGUUCCCAAACAACUGGAGAACUACUGAUUUGUGCCCUUUACAAUGUAAUUACAAUAUGGAGUACAGAGAAUGUGGAACUGCUUGUCCAGACACCUGCAGCAACCCUGACCGCUCAUUAUCCUGUGAUAGACACUGUACAGAUGGAUGCUUUUGUCCAGAUGGAACUGUGUGGGAUGACAUUAACAACUCUGGGUGCAUUCCCAGCUACAAGUGUUCCUGUGCUUAUAAUGGAAAUGUAUACAGCCCUGGAAGCUCCUAUUUUGCACAGUGUCAGGCAUGCACAUGUUAUAGAGGAAAAUGGAAAUGUGUUGACCGAGAUUGUUCUGGAUCGUGUUCAAUUAUUGGAGGAUCUCAUAUAACCACCUUUGAUUUCAAGCGUUACAACUUUUUCGGUGAUUGUAGCUACGUCCUGACAAAGACAACUGACAACCAGUUCAGUGUGGUGGGAGAAUUGAAGAAAUGCGAAAUCAAAGACACUACAACUUGUUUAAAAAGUAUUGUUAUAUCUUUAGAGUAUGGAAAUGAGAUCAUUGAAAUUCAGCCCAUCGGCAGUGUAGAUGUGAAUGGAAUCUUCUCCCAGCUACCAGUCUCAUCAGCAAGUGUGACCAUCUUCCAGCCUUCGUCCUUCUUCAUCAUUGUGCAAACAGCUGUAGGACUUCAGGUGGAGAUUCAGUUAGGCUCAGUAAUGCAAGUGUACCUUUAUCUUGAGCCAAAGUGGAGGGCACGGGUGUCUGGAAUCUGUGGUGACUACAAUAAUGUUCAAAUGGAUGACUUUAGAGUACUUAGUGGAGUUAUUGAAGGGACUGCUGCCUCUUUUGGUAAUACCUGGAAGACCCAAGCAAGCUGUCCAAAUGUCUUAUCAUACUUUGAUGAUCCUUGCGCACUCAGUGUUGAAAAUGCAAAGUAUGCUCAGUUCUGGUGCUCAAAAUUGACUGACCCUGCGGGACCAUUCACAGCAUGCCAUUCUGUAGUGGAUCCACUACUAUACAAAACGAACUGCAUGUUUGACUCUUGCAACUAUGCUAAUAGUGAAGACUACAUGUGUGCAGCUCUCUCAGCUUACGUGCAUGCUUGUGCUAGAAUGGGUGUUCUCAUAACAGGAUGGAGAGAUACUAACUGUGAUGCCGCCACCAAAUGCCCAAGUAGUCUGAGUUACAGCUACAAUGUGACAGCCUGCCAGGCUACCUGCCGUUCCCUCAGUGAGCUUGAUGUCACUUGCAAUGUCGACUUUGUGCCUGUGGAUGGCUGUGUUUGUACAGAGGGUACCUACCUUAAUGAGUAUGGCAACUGUGUUCCUCGUGAACAAUGUCCCUGCUAUUUUAGAGGCAAAAUAUUGAAAUCAGGAGAAUCAGUUAGGGAACUUGGAGUCUUGUGUACCUGCUCCCUUGGAAAACUAGACUGCAUUGGACACCUUAAUCUUUCCAAAGUUUGUAAGUCCCCUAAGGUCUACUUUGACUGCGCUAACCAAACUGCAAGUACCACUGGCGUUGAAUGUGAGAAAAGUUGCCAGACUCUUGAUAUGAACUGUUACAGUGCUCAGUGUGUGCCUGGCUGCAUGUGCCCUGAUGGAUAUGUAGCAAAUGGAACUGACGGGUGCAUUAAAGAAGAUCAGUGCCCCUGCGUGUACAACAAUGAUGCCUAUGCAGAGGGUUCUACCAUUAGAGUUUCAUGCAAAACAUGCACCUGUAGAAACAGAAUGUGGAGUUGCACUGGUGAGACUUGUUUGGCAACCUGCGCUGUGUAUGGAGAUGGCCACUAUUACACAUUUGAUAACAACAGAUAUGGUUUCAGUGGAGACUGUCAAUACGUCCUGGCUCAAGAUUAUUGUACUGAUGCCAAUAAUGGUACCUUCCGCAUCAUCACUGAAAAUAUCCCAUGUGGUAGCACAGGAACCACUUGUUCUAAAUCCAUUCGAUUCUAUCUUGGAAAUAAUUUACUCAUACUUUCUGAAGAAAAAUUUGAAGUGCAGGAUACAGGUUCUGGAACCUAUGUCCCAUACAAAGUGCACCAGAUGGGUAUAUUUUUGGUGAUUGAGACUCUGAAUGGAAUAGUUCUGGUGUGGGAUAAGAAAACAAGUAUUUAUAUUAAGCUUCAGCCAGAUUUUAAGGGCAAAAUUUGUGGAUUAUGCGGCAACUAUGAUGGAAACUCUGUAAAUGACUUCACCACCAGAAGUCUAUCAGUUGUUUCAGAUGUACUAGAGUUUGGUGACAGCUGGAAACAAUCCACAAGUUGUCCAGCUCCUAUAACAAUUGCGGAUUCUUGUGCAGCCAACAUAUACAGAAAGCCAUGGGCAGAGAAAAAGUGCAGCGUCAUCAUUGGUGCCACCUUUGCAGCGUGUCAUGCCGUUGUGAACCCAAAUCCAUAUUAUAGCACAUGUAUUAAUGAUGCUUGCGCUUGUGAUACUGGUGGAGAUUGUGAGUGUCUCUGUACUGCCAUUGCUGCAUAUGCCCAAGCUUGCAGUGAGGCUGGAUCAUGCGUCAGCUGGAGAACCCCAGAUUUCUGUCCUUUAUUCUGUGACUACUACAACCUUGAGGGACAGUGCGAAUGGCACUACAAAGCAUGUGGUGCACCAUGCAUGAAGACUUGUAGGAACCCCACUGGAUUAUGCUAUUACAAGCUCAUGGGCUUAGAAGGUUGUUACCCAGUAUGUCCACCUGACAGACCUUACUUUGAUGAGGAAAGGAUGAGCUGUGUGAGAUCUUGCUGUUUUGAUAGUAAAGGCAGAAAUUUCUUGUUUGGUCAAGUGAUGCCCAGAGAGCCAGAGGAUGCUAACUGUACAAUUUGUGUUUGCACCAGAGGAGGAAGACAAUGCUUUGCUGAUACAGGCUGUUGCGAGUAUGAUACAACAUUGUAUACAACAUCACAACCAAUCUACUGUACUAGUGAUGGACUUGGAGGAAGUUUCCAUGCCAUAUGUGAGAAUGGAACAAUCACAAGAUACACUACAGAUUCACCUUGCACAUCAACUCCAGUGACCACCACAAGUAUUACUACAGUAACAUCCUUACCACCAGAUUGUUUCUCCUACCCGACUCCAUACACUUCUCCUGAUGGUCACCCUGACACUUCAAAUGAUGCUCCUCCCUACACUAAUCCUGAUACUGUUCCCUCUGCAACUCCAUUCUGUACGUUGACCCCAUGGAUUGAUGUAAGCUAUCCAGAAAAUGGUGGAACCGGAGAUGAUGAAUCUUUUGAUAAUAUCAGAAGACAUGGAAUUUCCAUUUGUAAUGAGACAAUGACUAUUAUGAGUGUUCAAUGCAGAACCAAAGAUUUUCUCACUACUUCAUUGAGAGACUUAAAACAAACCAUAACAUGUAACAAAGAUGUAGGUUUGAUUUGCCUGAACAUCAAGAACUACCCUCAAUGCAACAACUAUGAAAUCCAAAUCCAAUGCUGCAGCCCAAAUAGAGUAUUAGAACCAACUACAAGAACACCUAUAGUUUCAACUACUUGUUCAAUGCGUACAACAACUACUACAAGCAGUCCAACAACAACCUCUACAACAAACCCAACAACAACAACAUCUCCAACAACCACCACAAGCCAGCCAACAACGACAACAACAAGCCAUUCAACAACAACCACAACUCAUCCAACAACUACAACAAUAACUCAUCCAACAACUACAAGUCCAACAACCACAAGCCCUCCAACUACAACCACAAGCCCUCCAACUACAACCACUAGCCAUUCAACAACAAGCACAACAACCCAUCCAACAACUACAACAACUACUAUUCCAACAACUACAAGUCCGACAACCACCACAAGCCCUCCAACUACAACCACUAGCCAUUCAACAACAACAACCACAACAACCCAUCCAACAACUACAACAACAACCAGUCCAACAACUACAAGUCCAACAACAACCACAAGCCCUCCAACUACAACCACUAGCCAUUCAACAACAACCACAACAACCCAUCCAACAACUACAACAACCCAUACAACAACUACAAGUCCAACAACAACCACAAGCCCUCCAACUACAACCACUAGCCAUUCAACAACAACCACAACCCAUCCAACAACUACAACAACAACCAGUCCAACAACUACAAGUCCAACAACAACCACAAGCCCUCCAACUACAACCACUAGCCAUUCAACAACAACAACCACAACCCAUCCAACAACUACACGUCCAACAACAACAACCACAAGCCCUCCAACUACAACCACUAGCCAUUCAACAACUACAACAACCCAUCCAACAACUACAAGUCCAACAACAACCACAAGCCCUCCAACUACAACAACUAGCCAUUCAACAACAACAACCCAUCUAACAACUACAAGUCCAACAACAACCACAAGCCCUCCAACAACAACCACAACCCAUCCAACAACUACAACGACAACUACAAGUCCAACAACAACCACAAGCCCUCCAACUACAACCACUAGCCAUCCAACAACUACAACAACAACUCCUUCAACAACUACAAGUCCAACAACAACCACAAGCCCUCCAACUACAACCACUAGCCAUUCAACAACAACCACAACCCAUUCAACAACUACAAGUCCAACAACAACAACCACAAGCCCUCCAACUACAACCACUAGCCAUUCAACAACUACAACAACCCAUCCAACAACUACAAGUCCAACAACAACCACAAGCCCUCCAACUACAACAACUAGCCAUUCAACAACAACAACCCAUCUAACAACUACAAGUCCAACAACAACCACAAGCCCUCCAACAACAACCACAACCCAUCCAACAACUACAACGACAACUACAAGUCCAACAACAACCACAAGCCCUCCAACUACAACCACUAGCCAUUCAACAACAACCACAACCCAUCCAACAACUACAACAACAACUACAAGUCCAACAACAACCACAAGCCCUUCAACUACAACAACUAGCCAUUCAACAACAACCCAUCCAACAACUACAACAACAACUCAUCCAACAACUACAAGUCCAACAACAACAACAACAAGCCCUCCAACUACAACCACUAGCCAUUCAACAACAACCACAACCCUCCCAACAACGACAACAACCCAUCCAACAACUACAAGUUCAACAACAACCACAAGCUCUCCAACUACAACCACUAGCCAUUCAACAACUACAACAACCCAUCCAACAACUACAAGUCCAACAACAACCACAAGCCCUUCAACUACAACAACUAGCCAUUCAACAACAACCCAUCCAACAACUACAACAACAACUCAUCCAACAACUACAAGUCCAACAACAACAACAACCACAAGCCCUCCAACUACAACCAGUAGCUAUACAACAACAACAACCACAACCCUCCCAACAACGACAACAACCCAUCCAACAACAACCACAAGCCCUCCAAGCACAACCACAACCCAUCCAACAACUACAAUAACUACAAGUCCAACAACAACCACAAGCCCUCCAACUACAACCACUGGCCAUUCAACAACAACAACCCAUCUAACAACUACAAGUCCAACAACAACCACAAGCCCUCCAACUACAACCACAACCCAUCCAACAACUACAACAACAACUACAAGUCCAACAACAACCACAAGCCCUCCAACUACAACCACUAGCCAUUCAACAACAACCACAACCCUCCCAACAACUUCAACAACCCAUCCAACAACUACAAGUCCAACAACAACCACAAGCCCUCCAACUACAACCACAACCCAUCCAACAACUACAACAACAACCCAUCCAACAACUACAAGUCUAACAACAACCACAAGCCCUCCAACUACAACCACUAGCCAUUCAACAACAACCACAACCUAUCCAACAACUACAAGUCCAACAACAACCACAAGCCCAACAACUAGCCAUUCAACAACAACCCAUCCAACAACUACAACAACAACUCAUCCAACAACUACAAGUCCAACAACAACAACAACCACAAGCCCUCCAACUACAACCACUAGCCAUUCAACAACAACAACCACAACCCUCCCAACAACGACAACAACCCAUCCAACAACUACAAAUCCAACAACAACCACAAGCCCUCCAACUACAACCACAACCCAUCCAACAACUACAACAACUACAAGUCCAACAACAACCACAAGCCCUCCAACUACAACCACUAGAUAUUCAACAACAACCCAUCUAACAACUACAAGUCCAACAACAACCACAAGGCCUCCAACUACAACCACAACCCAUCCAACAACUACAACAACAACAACUACAAGUCCAACAACAACUACAAGCCCUCCAACUACAACCACUAGCCAUUCAACAACAACCACAACCCAUCCAACAACUACAACAACAACAACCACAAGCCCUCCAACUACAACCACUAGCCAUUCAACAACAACAACCACAACCCUCCCAACAACUUCAACUACCCAUCCAACAACUACAAGUCCAACAACAACCACAAGCCCUCCAACUACAACCACAACCCAUUCAACAACUACAACAACAACCCAUCCAACAACUACAAGUCUAACAACAACCACAAGCCCUCCAACUACAACCACUAGCCAUUCAACAACGACCACAACCUAUCAAACAACUACAACUCAUCCAACAACUACAACAACAACAACAACCACAAGCCCUCCAACUACAACCACUAGCCAUUCAACAACAAGCACAAGCCAUCCAACAACUACAGCAACCCUUUCAACAACUACAAGUCCAACAACAACCACAAGCCCUCCAACUACAACCAUUAGCCAUUCAACAACAACAAUAACAUCCACAACCCACCCAACAACUACAAGUACUAGCAUUUCAACAACAACCACAUCCCAUCCAACAACUACAACAACAACCCAUCCAACAACUACAAGUCCAACAACAACCACAAGCCCCCCAACUACAACCACAAGCCCUCCAACUACAACCACUAGCCAUUCAACAACAACAAGCACAAGCCAUCCAACAACUACAGCAACCCUUUCAACAACUACAAGUCCAACAACAACCACAAGCCCUCCAACUACAACCAUUAGCCAUUCAACAACAACAAUAACAUCCACAACCCACCCAACAACUACAAGUACUAGCAUUUCAACAACAACCACAUCCCAUCCAACAACUACAACAACAACCCAUCCAACAACUACAAGUCCAACAACAACCACAAGCCCCCCAACUACAACCACAAGCCCUCCAACUACAACCACUAGCCAUUCUACAACAACAACCCAUCCUACAACUACAACAACCCACCCAACAACUACAAGUCCAACAACAGCCACAAGCACUGCAACAUCUACAUCCACUACAGAGACUACAACCAGUGUUACUACAGUAACAUCUACCAGAACACAUGCUUGUACUACUCCUUCUCCUCGUCUUGUCCCAUUCUGUACUGUGACCCCAUGGAUUGAUGUAAGCCAUCCAGAAAAUGGUGGAACUGGAGAUGAUGAAUCUUUUGAUAAUAUCAGAAGAAAUGGAAUUUCCAUUUGUAAUGAGACCAUGAAUGUUGUAAGUGUUGACUGCAGAGCCAAAGCUUCCCCCAAUGAUUCACUGGAUGAUUUAAGACAAAAUAUAACAUGCAACAAAGAUAUAGGUUUGAUUUGCCUGAACAGCGAGAACAUUAAACAAUGUAACAACUAUGAAAUCCAAGUUCAUUGCUGCAAUGGUACUACUGUUAUAGAAGCAAAGACAGAAACACCUUUAGAAACAACAGAAACAGUUGUAGAGACAACCACUUGUUCAAUGGCAACCACAACAACCACAAGCAGUCCAACAACAACCUCAACCACAAGACCUCCAACAACUACAACAAUUCCAACAACAGCAACAACCACAAGCCAUCUAACAAGUUCAACAACAAGUCCAACAACUAGUUAUCCAACAACCACAGCAACAACAACAUCAUCUACAUCAACAACUCACACAACUUCCACCUAUGUCACUAUCACAUCAACAUCUGGGACAACUACUUCUACAGUGCCUACUACAUCAAUGACUACAACAUCCACAUCAUCUACACCUACUACAACUACAUUAUCUACAACCAUCUCAACUACAAGUACAGAGACCACAAAAUCAGAACCCACAACAUCCUUAACUCCAACAACCACAGUUUCAACAAUCACCACAUCAACAAGAUGUUAUUGCCAAGUACAGACAACCUUAUAUACCAGUGGUGAACGUCUCUAUACAAUCAUUGACAAAGCUGGCUGUGAAUAUUAUGCAUUAUGUAAUGAUACCUGCCAAGCACAAAGAUACAUUGGAAAUUGUACCACUACAACUGUUAGCACAACUGUCAGCACAACAGAGACCUCAACAACAACUGCAGGUCCCACACCAACUACAACUUGUAUUAUGUGGAUUCCAACUGAAUCACACACUCCACCAUCAGACUCAAAAUCAUCAACAGUUACAUCAAAUCAAGAAUCAUCUUCAACAGUAUCAACUAGAAUAGGGUCAAGCUACGCCACACCAGGUACAGGUGUAUCAUCUACACCUGGAAGUGAUAUACACUCCACAAAAAUAACACUUUCAACAUCAUCUACACCUAAUUCAAGAAAAGAUAUGUCUACCAGUGUUUCACUUCCACCUGAUGUGUCAAGCUCCAAAUCAAGUUUUGGAUCAUCUUCACCUGGAACAGAUGACACACACUCAACAGUAUCAAGCUCAGUAUCCGCUACACCUGAUUCAAGAAAAGAUCUAUCUACCAGUGUUUCAUCUCCACCUGAUGUGUCAAGCUCCAAAUCAAGUUCUUUGUCAUCGACACCUGGAUCAGGUGAUGCACACUCAACAGUAUCAAGCUCAGUAUCCUCUACACCUGAUUCAAGAAAAGAUCUCUCUACCAGUGUGUCAUCUCCACCUGAUGUGUCAAGCUCAAAAUCAAGUUUUGGAUCAUCUACACCUGGAUCAGGUGACACACACUCAACAGUAUCAAGCUCAGUGUCCUCUACACCUAAUUCAAGAAUAGAUCUAUCUACCAGUGUAUCAUCUCCACCUGAUGUGUCAAGCUCCAAAUCAAGUUUUGGAUCAUCUACACCUGGAUCAGGUGACACACACUCAACAGUAUCAAGCUCAGUAUCCGCUACACCUGAUUCAAGAAAAGAUUUAUCUACCAGUGUGUCAUCUCCACCUGAUGUGUCAAGCUCCAAAUCAAGUUUUGGAUCAUCUACACCUGGAUCAGGUGACACACGCUCAACAGUAUCAAGUUCAGUAUCUGCUACACCUGAUUCAAGAAAGGAUUUAUCUACCAGUGUGUCAUCUCCACCUGAUGUGUCAAGCUCCAAAUCAAGUUCUGUGUCCUCAACACCUGGAUCAGGUGAUGCACACUCAACAGCAUCAAGCUCAGUAUCCUCUACACCUAAUUCAAGAAUAGAUCUAUCUACCAGUGUAUCAUCUCCACCUGAUGUGUCAAGCUCAAAAUCAAGUUUUGGAUCAUCUACACCUGGAUCAGGUGACACACACUCAACAGUAUCAAGCUCAGUAUCGUCUACACCUAAUUCAAGAAUAGAUCUAUCUACCAGUGUAUCAUCUCCACCUGAUGUGUCAAGCUCCAAAUCAAGUUUUGGAUCAUCUACACCUGGAUCAGGUGACACACACUCAACAGUAUCAAGCUCAGUGUCCUCUACACCUAAUUCAAGAAUAGAUCUAUCUACCAGUGUAUCAUCUCCACCUGAUGUGUCAAGCUCCAAAUCAAGUUUUGGAUCAUCUACACCUGGAUCAGGUGACACACACUCAACAGUAUCAAGCUCAGUGUCCUCUACACCUUAUUCAAGAAUAGAUCUAUCUACCAGUGUAUCAUCUCCACCUGAUAUGUCAAGCUCCAAAUCAAGUUUUGGAUCAUCUACACCUGGAUCAGGUGACACACACUCAACAGUAUCAAGCUCAGUAUCCGCUACACCUGAUUCAAGAAAAGAUUUAUCUACCAGUGUGUCAUCUCCACCUGAUGUGUCAAGCUCCAAAUCAAGUUUUGGAUCAUCUACACCUGGAUCAGAUGACACACACUCAACAGUAUCAAGUUCAGUAUCUGCUACACCUGAUUCAAGAAAGGAUUUAUCUACCAGUGUGUCAUCUCCACCUGAUGUGUCAAGCUCCAAAUCAAGUUCUGUGUCCUCAACACCUGGAUCAGGUGAUGCACACUCAACAGUAUCAAGCUCAGUAUCCUCUACACCUAAUUCAAGAAUAGAUCUAUCUACCAGUGUAUCAUCUCCACCUGAUGUGUCAAGCUCCAAAUCAAGUUUUGGAUCAUCUACACCUGGAUCAGGUGACACACACUCAACAGUAUCAAGCUCAGUAUCCGCUACACCUGAUUCAAGAAAGGAUUUAUCUACCAGUGUGUCAUCUCCACCUGAUGUGUCAAGCUCCAAAUCAAGUUUUGGAUCAUCUACUCCUGGAUCAGGUGACACACGCUCAACAAUAUCAAGUUCAGUAUCUGCUACACCUGAUUUAAGAAAGGAUUUAUCUACCAGUGUGUCAUCUCCACCUGAUGUGUCAAGCUCCAAAUCAAGUUCUGUGUCAUCAACACCAGGAUCAGGUGAUGCACACUCAACAGUAUCAAGCUCAGUAUCCUCUACACCUAAUUCAAGAAUAGAUCUAUCUACCAGUGUAUCAUCUCCACCUGAUGUGUCAAGCUCCAAAUCAAGUUUUGGAUCAUCUACACCUGGAUCAGGUGACACACACUCAACAGUAUCAAGCUCAGUAUCCGCUACACCUGAUUCAAGAAAGGAUUUAUCUACCAGUGUGUCAUCUCCACCUGAUGUGUCAAGCUCCAAAUCAAGUUCUGUGUCAUCAACACCUGGAUCAGGGGAUGCACACUCAACAGUAUCAAGCUCAGUAUCCUCUACACCUAAUUCAAGAAUAGAUUUAUCUACCAGUGUAUCAUCUCCACCUGAUGUGUUAAGCUCAAAAUCAAGUUCUGUGUUAUCUACACCUGGGUCAAGUGGCACACACUCAUCUACACCCGAUUCAAGACACAUUUUCUCUACCAUAUCAGCUCCUCCAUCUUUUACAUCCAUUCCAGUACCCGAGAGUACACCAAGCGAAUGUCAGUGCUUUAUGCCCAACUGCUCAAUAGGCUACCGUGUGGCUGCUGUGAAAUCACAUAUUCCCUCCUGUCCUAAUGUUACAUGCGUGCCUGAUGCAGUCUGUGUGUAUGGAACAGAAACGUACCAGGUUGGAUCAGAUAUCCCACAACCUGCAGAUUCUUGUCAGACAUGUGAAUGUUCUCAAGAAAUGGACUCAAGAUCAGAAUUCUACCUAGUAAAGUGCAAACCAACUGUGUGUGACACAACCUGUAGUACAGGUUAUGAAUACAAGAUGAAGGCAGGAGAGUGCUGUGGAGAAUGUGUACGUACUCCGUUAAAAUGUACCAUGAUGGUAAAUUAUGAUACAUAUGGAAACACAGGAGGCACUGGAAAUACAGGAGGCACUGGAGGUUCUGGAAGCUCUGGAGGCACAGGAGGCUCAGGAAGCACAGGAACCUCAGGAGGCUCAGAAAGCACAGGAGGCUCUGGAAGCACAGGAACCUCAGGAGGCUCAGGAAGCACAGGGUCCUCAGGAGGCUCAGGAAGCACAGGGACCUCAGGAGGCUCAGGAAGCACAGAAACCUCAGGAGGCUCAGGAAGCACAGGAACCUCAGGAGGCUCAGGAAGCACAGGAACCUCAGGAGGCUCAGGAAGCACAGGAACCUCAGACGGCUCAGGAAGCACAGACACCUCAGGAGGCUCAGGAAGGACAGGGACCUCAGGAGGCUCAGGAAGCACAGGAACAUCAGGAGACUCUGGAAGCACAGGGACCUCAGGGGGCUCAGGAAGCACAGGAACAUCAGGAGACUCUGGAAGCACAGGGACCUUAGGAGGCUCAGGAAGCACAGGAACAUCAGGAGACUCUGGAAGCACAGGGACCUCAGGAGGCUCAGGAAGCACAGGAACAUCAGGAUACUCAGGAAGUGCUGGAAGUUCAGGAGUCACAGGAAGUGCAGGUGUCUCAGGAGACUCAGGAAGCUCAGGAGUUACAGGAAGUGCAGGAGACACAGGAAGUGCAGGAGGUUUAGGAGUCACAGGAAGUGCAGGUGCCUCAGGAGACACAGGAAGCAUUGAUGCCUCAGGAAAUACAGGAGAUUCAGGAGGUACAGGAGUAAUUGGAGGCUCAGGAGACACAGGAAGUGCAGGAGGUUCAGGAAUGACUGGAGGCUCAGGAGACACAGGAAGCACAGGAGGCUCAGGGGGCACAGGAGGUUCAGGAAUGACUGGAGGCUUAGGAGACACAGGAAGCACAGGAGGCUCAGGGGGCACAGGAGGUUCAGGAAUGACUGGAGGCUCAGGAGACACAGGAACCUCCGGAGGCUCAGGAGGCACAGGCAGCAUGGGAGGAUCAGGAACUUCUGGAGACACAGGAACAUCAGGAGGAACUGGAAGCAUAGUAAUAGACCUAGAGAUUGGCGAAAUAUUUCACAUUCCUAAUAACACUUGCGCCUAUUACGAGUGCAGAGAAGAAAAUGGUGUGGCGGUUCUCACCAGGGUGGAGAAGGUUUGUCAGCCAUUGGAUAUCUCCCUAUGUGAUAUGAGUACUCUCACAUAUGAUGAUGAUAAUUGCUGUAGGACAUGCACACCUAAAAAACAAUUCAUAGUAACACCACCCCCAACAAUAGUAGAAGACUGCAGUGUACGUAAGAAUGUCACAGUCCUGGAACAAGACGAUUGUAUACUUGAGGUAGAACUCUCUUACUGUGGUGGACCCUGCAUGGGAUCUUCAAUGUAUUCAGUACAAUCCAACAGUUUUGACCAUAUAUGCUCAUGUUGCAAAGAGAUGGAGCUUGUAACAAAGAACGUGGAACUGUUAUGUGCUGAUGGAACGUAUAAGAAAUAUGAAUACACCGAUGUGUUGAGUUGCGGUUGCGCUGGAGCAUUUUGUACUCCCCAAGUAUAAAUUUCACUAAAUGAAUUACCAGUCUGUGGAAGCUUCAGCAGAGUUUAUGCACUGCAGAAUAAGAUUCUCCAAAAAGAGCAGCGACUGCAACUUUGAAAUAAUUGUCCACAUAAUCAAUACCUCUCUAUUAGUUGUGAUUUUAAAACAUUAGCAAGUGCCAAUCAUGUAAUAAAGCACAAACUCCAAUAUAAAAUAGCCUUACCAGACUUUGCUGCUUAGAAUCUUGACUGUAAGCUAGAAUUUAUUACACUGUCUUCUAUAAAUGUUGAAAUAAAUAAAGUUUAGAUUGCAAAUAA
Molecule: messenger RNA, 13190 nt
Organism: Xenopus laevis (African clawed frog)
Lineage: Eukaryota; Metazoa; Chordata; Amphibia; Anura; Pipidae
Product: mucin-5AC-like
Exons: 34
Coding region: 103-12894 (4263 amino acids)
Source: RefSeq, a predicted model, not a curated record